Messenger RNA from Triticum dicoccoides, 1412 nucleotides. RefSeq lists its product as uncharacterized. The transcript is spliced from 3 exons. The record is from RefSeq and is a predicted model, not a curated record. Gene Ontology annotation, molecular function: DNA binding. Bases 46 to 1248 code for a protein of 400 amino acids. NCBI's taxonomy places the organism in Eukaryota, Viridiplantae, Streptophyta, Magnoliopsida, Poales, Poaceae.
UUCAUACUCCUCAUAAUUCUAUAGCGGUCAACUACCCACUUUCUCAUGGAUCCAAUAGUCAACCAGGGGUGGACCUCAUCCGAGGUAGAGGAGGCAUGCUCACUCAUUGCUAGGCUCAAUACCAACAAAAUCUUGUAUGACAGUAACGAUGACAAGAACAAGAAGCACAACUACAUCGUGAAUUCUCUCCAUGCAUUGUUCCCUUCAAAGACCAUGAAACAUGUAACAGAUCUUUAUAUUGAUCUCGCCGUGGAAAUGCAUAUGACCCAAUGGAGGGAGGGGACCCAUGUUACUAGUGGUAGCCCGCAAAACAUUUUCACCUUUUUUGACCCUGUCAACGGUAACUAUGAGCUACCAAUGGAGGAGAAUGGUGCUAGCAGCACACACGGUAUCUACACCAUGGGCGACCAUGCAAAUGAAAACUUCGGUGUACGAGAGGAAGCAACAAUCAUCGACAAUAAUGGAUUGUCCUUUGGUUGUCCUAUGGAGAAUAGGGGGAUCACGGUGAUGGGUGAGGCACCGCUGAUGGCAGACAAUAACAAGAUGGAGGUGUUGGAGAACAAUAUUUCCAUAGACCAACCAGUUGUUGCCGCACAUCAAUGGGGUUUUUGGACUGACGAGGAACACAGACUGGAGGAUACAAGAAUCCGGAAGACGGAGGAGGCUCCGAUGAUGGUAGACAAGAACAAGAUGGUGGUCUUGGAGAACAAUACUUCCGUUGAUCGACCAGCUGUUGCCGCACAUCAACGAAAGUUUUGGACCAAAGUGGAACAUAAGUCAUUUCUUUAUGGGCUGGAAGUCUAUGGCCGUGGCGACUGGAAAAACAUAUCCAAGCACUUCGUCACCACUAAGACCCCUGUCCAAGUUUCAAGCCAUGCACAAAAGUUUUUCAAGAGAAUACAGAAAAAGGCAUCGCCAGGGACAAAGCGUUACAGCAUCAAUGAUGUCAGGCUCCAUGACAAUGAGCUAUUGGCAGCAAAUAAUAGUUCUGUCACCCGGCAAGCCCUUUCUUUCACCGGCCUCAACAAUGACCCAAGCUUUAAGUUGCAGGCUCCGACGAGCUCGUCAACAGUCAUGAACAACCAAGCUCAGUGCUCCCCUUCCAUAUAUAAUCAACAAGUGGGUCAUCAGCCAAUGUGGAGUGAGCAGCAGAUGAUGGGUUCUGUUGCAGCUGUUAUGGACGGGGUAGGAAACUAUGUGCCAGAUGGCCAACAAGGGUCAGCUAAUUUUUAUCUUGGCAAUGUAUGAACAAGAUGUAGUAGAUCGUAGGCUUGGGCCAUGUUUGGAAUACUAGCCAGGCAUGUGUCCAUGAAUAAACGGACUGUCCUCCUAAAGAUGGCAACAAGACAUUAUGGCCGGCAUGUGUGUUUAAUAAGUGAAUAAAUAGUUCUGUUUCCAUAUAUAAAAAGUAU